Molecule: messenger RNA, 2462 nt
Organism: Spea bombifrons (plains spadefoot toad)
Lineage: Eukaryota; Metazoa; Chordata; Amphibia; Anura; Pelobatidae
Gene: RNF220
Product: ring finger protein 220
Exons: 16
Coding region: 247-2064 (605 amino acids)
Biological process (GO): protein ubiquitination
Molecular function (GO): metal ion binding; ubiquitin protein ligase activity
Source: RefSeq, a predicted model, not a curated record
GCUGUUUGGUCUGCACAUGCAAAAGGAAAGCCACAGUGUGAAAGGCUGAGGACAAGAAGCAGCAAGCCUCCUGCAAGGAUCUCUCCCUCUGUCUGCCUCUCACCUCUCCAGAUGCACAGCAUUCUCACUGUUUUGUAAGAAAGAAAUGCAGUGACGGAGCCCCUAUUUAAUCCAGGUCUGGUUGCUCCAGCCCCCCGAGGAACCUUCAUCAUACCCUUUGAUCCUGCAAGAGUCUACAAGUCAGUAAUGGAUCUGCACCGGGCUGCUUUCAAGAUGGAGAACUCUUCUUUUCUCCCCAACCCUCUGGCAUCUCCGGCGCUAAUGGUCUUGGCAUCCACUGCCGAAGCAAGUCGCGAUGCAUCCAUACCGUGCCAACAGCCGCGACCUUUUGGGGUUCCGGUGUCAGUGGACAAAGAGGUCCACAUUCCAUUUACCAAUGGUUCCUAUACAUUCACCUCCAUGUAUCACCGUCAAGGAGGGGUACCUGGAGCUUUCCAAAACCGUGACUUCCCACCUUCGCUUCUCCAUCUGCACCCACAGUUUGCCCCACCCAACCUGGACUGUUCUCCAAUCAGCAUGCUGAAUCACAGCGGUGUGGGUGCCUUUAGGCCUUUCACUUCCCCUGAGGAGCGUGAAAGUUAUCAGUCAGCUUUUACCCCGGCCAAGCGACUCAAAAGCUGUCAUGACACUGAUUCCCCACACCUGCGCUUCUCGGACGCGGACGGGAAAGAGUAUGAAUUUGGUGCUCAGAUCCCCAGCGGCUCCCCAGGGGGGCUCAAAGUGGACGAUGCUGGGAAAAAACUUUUUGCUGUGUCCGGCCUGAUUUCAGACAGAGAAACGUCAUCCAGCCCUGAAGAUCGAAAUGAUAGAUUUCCCUUCUGCAAGAGGUCCGGAUGGUUCUGCCAAAGGAAAGUUGAAGGCAAAAAGAAGGUUGCCCUGUUUGACAGCCAAGCCCCAAUAUGUCCAAUAUGUCAGGUCCUGCUGCGGCCCGGGGAGUUACAGGAGCAUAUGGAGCAGGAACUUGACAAACUUACCCAAUUCAACAUAAGUAAGAAUUCCAUACAGAAAGACAUCAUGACCCCGGGCACGCCAAAGGCUGUUUUGUUAUCUGCUUCAAUCAAGCGAGAAGGCGAAUCUCCAACAUCAUCGCCUCACUCAACGGAGGACAUCCACCACUCGGAUAGAUACCAGACCUUCCUGAGGGUGAGAGCCAAUAGACAAACCAGACUGAAUGCGCGGAUUGGAAAAAUGAAACGAAGGAAGCAAGAUGAGGGGCAGGUAUGUCCGCUCUGCAGCCGGCCAUUGUCUGGAUCGGAGGAGGAGAUGAGUAGACAUGUGGAACUGUGUCUUGCUAAGAGAGAAAACUGUAUGAACGAGGACGAUUCUGUCGAUAUUGAGAAUGAACACGGCAAUCGGUUUGAGGAAUAUGAAUGGUGUGGCCAGAAAAGAAUACGAGCCACGACACUUUUGGAAGGAGGAUUCCGUGGUUCUGGAUUUAUUAUGUGUAGCAGCAAAGAAAAUCACGAUAGUGACGCCGACCUCGAUGUGGAUGGAGAUGACACUCUAGAGUAUGGCAAGGCGCAAUAUACGGAAGCAGACGUUAUCCCGUGCACCGGUGAGGAGCCUGGAGAAGCCAAAGAGAGAGAAGCCCUGAGAGGAGCCGUGUUAAACGGUGGGACACCGAGCACCCGGAUAACAACAGAAUUCUCCAAAUGGGCCAGCGACGAAAUGCCCUCAACAAGUAAUGGGGAGAGUAGUAAGCAGGACGCAGCCAUGCAGAAAACGUGCAAGAACAGUGACAUUGAAAAGAUCACAGAAGAGUCUGCAGUGACGACGUUCGAAGCACUAAAAGCGCGUAUCCGUGAAUUAGAAAGACAGCUGUCCCGAGGGGACCGCUACAAAUGCCUCAUUUGCAUGGAUUCGUACACAAUGCCCCUGACGUCCAUUCAGUGCUGGCACGUGCACUGCGAGGAAUGCUGGCUACGCACUCUGGGCGCAAAGAAGCUUUGUCCACAGUGUAACACGAUCACAUCUCCCGGAGACCUGCGGCGCGUAUACUUGUGAGAUAAACCAGGAGAGAGACGCGUGCUGCUUCAACCUGGUGGAGGAUUCCUUCAGACAAAGCUCUCCCACCCCUUUGAUCAUCCUGAAAAAUUUCUUUUUGGAAAAGGACUCGAGUUGGAGCAGCAGAAGCUUAGAGACUUAGAGACAAAAAAAAAAAAACACUUGGAGCAAAGGAACCUUCAUAUGGAAAAUCUAGACUUUCCCGAAUGAGAGAGAUGUUUGGAGAGGAGCAAGACCAUAAACUUUGAGGCUCCCUAAUCCGCUUUGUUCUUUCCUGUGGGCACGAAAUGGGAAAAACACAAAUUUGGUACCCCUUCUUCUGUACUCCAGCACCUCUGUGAAUUUUCUCUUCUCCCUGUUCCUGGUUUAUUUUUCGCCUUCCAAAAAGAAAAUCAAAA